UUUCGGAAAAGCAGGGUGUUAACGUUAGUCCACAAAUGCAGUGUUCUCGACAUAUAAAUAGCAAACUAGCUGAGCACAAACGCAACUGUUAACAAAUAGUUGGAAUUUUAUUUUCCUGAAAUUUGCAUCACACUCGUGUGUAAGUUCUGUCAAGAUGCCCGGAUCAGUCCCUGCCAGCGGUGAGGCCACUUGGCCCAAAGAUGUGGGGAUCAUCGCCCUGGAGGUGUACCUCCCUGCGCAGUACGUGGACCAGGCCGAGCUGGAGCAGUUCGACGGUGUGGCGGCCGGGAAGUACACCAUCGGCCUGGGCCAGGCCCGCAUGGGCUUCUGCUCAGACCGCGAGGACAUCAACUCCCUGUGCCUGACGGUGGUGCAGAGGCUGAUGGAGAGGAACUCGCUCUCCUAUGACUCGGUGGGCCGGCUGGAGGUGGGCACCGAGACCAUCAUAGACAAGUCCAAGUCAGUGAAGACGGUGCUGAUGCAGCUGUUCGAGGAGUCCGGGAACACGGACGUUGAGGGCAUCGACACCACCAACGCCUGCUACGGGGGCACUGCUGCACUCUUCAACGCCGUCAACUGGGUGGAGUCCAGCUCCUGGGAUGGUCGCUAUGCGCUGGUGGUGGCGGGGGACAUUGCUGUGUACGCGACUGGUGGUGCAAGGCCCACUGGGGGUGCAGGAGCAGUGGCCAUGUUGGUUGGUCCCAAUGCGCCUCUGGCUUUUGAGAGAGGUCUGCGUGGGACACACAUGCAGCAUGCCUAUGACUUCUACAAGCCUGACAUGGUGUCCGAGUACCCUGUGGUAGAUGGCAAGCUGUCCAUCCAGUGCUACCUCAGCGCGCUAGACCGCUGCUACUCAGUGUACCGCAACAAAAUCCAUGCCCAGUGGCAGAAAGAGGGCAUUGAGAAGCACUUCAGCCUGGAUGACUUUGGAUUCAUGGUGUUCCACUCUCCCUACUGCAAGCUGGUCCAGAAGUCCCUGGCUCGUCUGCUGCUCGACGACUUCCUCAGUGACCCCAACCCCAACACAGAGAGUGGCCGUUUCAGUGGCCUGGAGGCGUUCAGGGAAGUGAAGCCUGAGGAGACAUACUUUGACCGGGAUGUGGAGAAGGCCUUCAUGAAGGCUAGCACAGAGCUGUUUGUGCAGAAGACCAAGGCCUCUCUGCUGCUGUCCAACCAGAACGGAAACAUGUACACCCCGUCCGUCUACGGCUGUCUGGCCUCCGUCAUCGCCGUGAAUACCCCCCAGGAGCUGGCAGGCCAGAGAAUCGGCGUGUUCUCCUAUGGCUCAGGGUUUGCUGCCACGCUCUACUCCAUCAGAGUCACACAAGACGCUACACCAGGCUCUGCCCUGGAUAACCUGGUGGCCAGUCUCUCUGACCUGCUGGCCCGGUUGGACUCCAGGAGGAAGGUUUCACCGCAAAUGUUUGCUGAGAACAUGAAGCUGAGGGAAGAGACCCACCACCUGGCGAGCUAUAUCCCUCAGGGCAGCGUGGACGACCUGUUUCCAGGGACCUGGUACCUGACGCACGUAGAUGAGAAACACCGCAGGCAGUAUGCUAGACGGGCUCCCUGGAUUGGUCAGUUUGACCACGGUGACCGAGUGCAUACCCAAUCUGGCAAAGAAGACGCGGUCACCAUUACCAACGGGGAGCACUGACGCGGUCACUGUGAGCCGUAGGCAUACUUAGAGCGGUCACCACCACACCUGGACUAAGACCCAAGGAAUGCGCAUGGGAUCCCACCUUCCUUUCCCUCAGUGGUACAGUGCUGCACACAAACCUGUACAGACUUAGCAGUUAGGGCCAGGCAACGUGCGGCCAUCUUCCCCAAAGCUUCAGUCUUCAUCAUUACGACCAGGGGCUCACGCCUCUGCCAGGCACUUCCAGAGACGGGCCUUGUAUGCACGUGUGUACGUAUGUCAGUUUGAACCAUUGGAUGUUCGGUACCCCCGUCUCAGAGUAUGAUGUACAGAAUAUGUUGCGUAAUCACUUUUUUCUUUUUUUUCUUUUUUGGUAUUUCUUUUUUUACGAUCCUGUUCUUGUUUGUUUAUCUGCACUUGUGACAAGUGCACUCGUUCGUUAUUUCAGGACAACGGGAGUCUUCCAGCAGUAAAAGCUGAGGGGAUAUGGCGAGAAUCUGGGGAUAUAAAGGGGACUGGGCCCUUUAACGCACUCGCUUAAUUUCCAGUAAUGCUGCUGCAUUCGCCUUUCUGCGCUGUAGGGUCUUUGCGUUUCAUCAGGCCAUCGACGUGGAGUACAAUCGCCACUAGAUGGCGCACUUAACACUACCGAUUGUGGUAUUGGUUUGGCAAUGUAGACCCUGAUACAAAAGUCUACAAGAGUGAAUUGCAACAGGCAGAGGAUAAUGGUGCACAAAACAGAACCAUUCCUAUUACCCUUGUUAUUGAACAAAGAGUAUUUAAGUCAAUCAAGAAACUCUUUUUGU
This is a messenger RNA of Conger conger (European conger), 2445 nucleotides long. RefSeq names its product 3-hydroxy-3-methylglutaryl-CoA synthase 1 (soluble) (gene hmgcs1). The transcript is spliced from 10 exons. Gene Ontology annotation, biological process: acetyl-CoA metabolic process. Gene Ontology annotation, molecular function: hydroxymethylglutaryl-CoA synthase activity. Bases 155 to 1657 code for a protein of 500 amino acids. The record is from RefSeq and is a predicted model, not a curated record. Lineage: Eukaryota; Metazoa; Chordata; Actinopteri; Anguilliformes; Congridae.